AUGGUUCGAGAUACACUCCGAUGCACCUGCAAGAGGUACAUGCACUCUGGCUGGGUCUGCUCGCAUGUGAUUGCCUCCCUCAAACUGCUGAAAAAGCUAGAUUUGGAGCUUGCAACAGAAGUUAUCCAAGCACGGAGGUCUCCAGGCCGACCUCGAGCACCGGUUGGAGCCCGUCAACAAGAGCAGGCAUCUACCAACUUUUGGGAUCCCGAUCGGCUUGAAGCCCUUCUUACCAAAGAGCCUUACACUCCUUUGCAGUGGGCUUUCAUUACACAAGUUGACGUUCAAAAGGAAGGCCAAGCUUCUACUUUUCGCGAAGAUCGUAUUGGUCCAGUUGGCGGUGUUCGACUGUCGGAGAAAGACGGGGUUUUCGAGUGGAGCGUGGCCUUCGUUCACGGCGACGUGCAAUACUACCAAGUAGACGACUUGGUGCCCGGACUGAUACGUGCACACGAGCAGCGAAAUAUUCAGGAAUCUACUCUGUUGCCGCCACAGCCUCAAAUUGCAUUUCGAUUAGCAUUCAUGGAUACAACACAUGUACCGACUACACUCUACCAGUCCGUUCCAAAUCUAUUGAUAUGUACCACUAUUUAG
Molecule: messenger RNA, 594 nt
Organism: Phytophthora sojae
Lineage: Eukaryota; Oomycota; Peronosporomycetes; Peronosporales; Peronosporaceae
Exons: 1
Coding region: 1-594 (197 amino acids)
Molecular function (GO): zinc ion binding
Source: RefSeq, a predicted model, not a curated record